UAAGUGUUACAGUGUAGAUUUAUAGAUUGGAGUUAGUCAAAAAAAGUUUUAAUUAUGAAACCGUUUAUUAGUUAUGCAUUGGUUACAGUUUUAGCAGUUGACUUACUAGCUACCACAGGGGAUAUCACAAUGACAUGGACUUCGCCAAUGUUUUCGAAAUUGUAUUCAAACAAUUCCAAUGUCAACCCAUUACCUCAACCCAUCACCAAGGAGCAAGAUGCUUUAAUAGCGUCAUUGAUUAAUGUUGGAGCAAUGGUUGGAGGAAUUCCAUUUAGCUACUUAUCUGAAAGUUAUGGAAGAAAAACUGCACUUUUAGCUAUUGGUAUUUUUCAUAUUGUAGCUUAUGCAACAAUGGCUUUUGCUCAAUGCGUGGAAUUGUUCUACUUCGGAAGAAUUCUUGGAGGUUUAGCUGUAGGUGCUGGAUAUACUUUACUUCCCCUAUAUAUUGCUGAAGUAGCAGAAGAAAAUAAAAGAGGACCUUAUUCUGUCACUUUGGCUAUAUUUUGGGCACUAGGAAAUUUUCUACCAUACCUGAUAGGUCCAUUUCUUACUGUUCAAAUAUUCAAUCUUUUCAAUCUUUGCGUUGCGUUGCUAUUUUUUGUUACUUUUCUUCUGUUGGGGACAGAAACGCCAUUUUAUUUAGUUGGUGCAAAUAAACUAGAGGAGGCACAAAAAGUAUUAAUGUUACUCAGGGGUAAAGAGAGCACUGGGGUAGAGGGUGAAUUACAGCACAUAAAAUACUCUUUAGAUCAGGAAAGGCAGACAGAACCGGAAAGCUUGUGGAAAAUGUUUAUAAAUCCGGGAAUUAAGAAAGCGUUUGUUAUUUCAUUAUCUUUAAUAAUAUUUCAACAACUGUCUGGUUGGAAUGCUAUCACUUUUUAUCUCCAACCAAUUUUUGAAAUGUCAGGUAGUAGCAUACCUUCAGAUAUUAGCUCCCUCGUUGUUGGUGCUGCCAUAUUUUGUUUUAGUUUACCUGCCCCGUACUUGACUGACAAAUUAGGACGAAAAACUCUACUUAUCUUUUCUAGUAUAUUUCUUGGUUUAUCAUUACUUUUAUUAGCUGUAUUCGUUUUUGUACAAACCAGAACAAAUUUAAACACCGAGUUUAUGUCUUGGGUGCCAAUCACUAGUUUAACAAUAGCAGUGUUCGCCUUUCAAAAUGGUUUAGCCGUCUUACCAUGGACAAUUUCCUCAGAACUAUUUCCUAAAAAUGUUAAGAAAUUAUCAUCUACUUCCACAAAUGCGGCAUGUUGGUUAACUUCUUUUAUAAUGACGCAAUUCUUUAACGAUAUGGUUCGCGGUUUUGGUGUCGAUGGUACCAUGUUUAUGUUCGCAGUCUUCACUUUCCUUUGUGCAAUUUUUACUUACUUCUACGUCCCAGAGACUAGGAAAAAAACGUUUGUAGAAAUUCAAAAAAUAUUACAGAGAUAAUCGAAGGCCACAAAUAUUGGAGUAUAACUGAAAGUAGAAACGAUAUACAUUAUCAGACGAAAUCAAGCUAAAACAAAAAAGAUAUGGAUAUCUACAGUAUGCAAAUGAUAAGGAUAAUACACAAAAGAGUAUAAUCGUAAACAGCGAACGACAUAUUCUUUUUAAUUUUAUUUUUUAGAUUACACUUUUUAUAUUGUGGCGGAUUCACAAAUAACUGCCUUCCACACUCUGAUUGACUGUGCUGCUAAAGCGAGGAAACGUUGGCUCGGAGUCCAGAGGCUGGCAAUAAGAAAGAAGAAGAGAUUCAGUCAGCUGAUCCUAGAGAACACGGUUUAAAUCCGACAAAAACUCAUGCUGUUUUCUUAGUUGUUUUAGUAUGUAGUUUGUUCUUAAUAAAUCAUUAAAGUAGUUUUAAAUUA
Diabrotica balteata is the source of this 1850-nucleotide messenger RNA. The record is from the annotation of a GenBank genome assembly. NCBI's taxonomy places the organism in Eukaryota, Metazoa, Arthropoda, Insecta, Coleoptera, Chrysomelidae.